Messenger RNA from Racocetra persica, 327 nucleotides. Lineage: Eukaryota; Fungi; Glomeromycota; Glomeromycetes; Diversisporales; Gigasporaceae. The record is from the annotation of a GenBank genome assembly.
GAGCAAGAAUCAAAAAUUGAAUUGCUGAUUAGAGGAAUGCAUUUUUUGCAAUUGAAGAUUUACCCAUUGGAAGCAUUGGAGGAAACAGCGGACUUCUUACAAAGUUUAGCCAAUUUCUUACGGCAUGCUCAUGGUGUGAGAAUAAAACAUGCUUAUGCCCGCUUGUUUGUGCGGUUAUUUAUGCCUAUUGCGGGGGUGGCAGUUGCGGAAGUUAAUUUUCCUACAUGGGUAAAAGCAGUAGAGAUUCUAUUUCCAAAAGCUUGGCAGAUGACCUUUAAACAACGUCAUUGGAGUGUUGCGUAUCCUCUCGCGACAGCUUUGUUAUGU